This is a messenger RNA of Asparagus officinalis (garden asparagus), 2599 nucleotides long. RefSeq names its product SWI/SNF-related matrix-associated actin-dependent regulator of chromatin subfamily A-like protein 1. Gene Ontology annotation, biological process: DNA repair; replication fork processing. The coding region runs from base 201 to 2312 and encodes 703 amino acids. Gene Ontology annotation, cellular component: nuclear replication fork. The record is from RefSeq and is a predicted model, not a curated record. The transcript has 24 exons. Gene Ontology annotation, molecular function: ATP binding; ATP-dependent chromatin remodeler activity. Lineage: Eukaryota; Viridiplantae; Streptophyta; Magnoliopsida; Asparagales; Asparagaceae.
UUGAAGUAAUUGUGAUAUGGGGUUAUCUUUGUCCCUCACAUUUGGAAACCAAACAUCACAAAACCCGAAGAAGUUAAAACUCCCGUAUGCCCCUCCAAAACCUCUUCUAUUUUGUUUCUUCAGCAAAAUUUCUGGGAACCAGAAAGGGAGUCAAAAAAAUAAAAAAUAAAAAAUAAAAAAUAAAAAAUAAAAAAUAAAAAAUGGAGGAUUUUGACGAUUGGGGUUUAAGCGCAGAAGACUUAGAUUUCUUAGAAAAAGACGCCAUUAACAAGCUCUCACAAAAGAAAACCUCGCCUGCGAUCGCCCCUUGCUCUUCUUCUCCUCUUGUCCCUCCUCAGCCUGCCAUUAACAAGAUCCCUACUUCGAGAAAUUUCGAGCAGUUUCCAUCGUCGACGACCUCCGUGGAUUCUUGCCAUGCAAGGGUUGAAGGUUCUCCUUCAAGAUUGCAUGUAUCCGGAGAAAAUGAUAACAAUAGUGCGGUUGACCUUCAAAAGGUCUCUGUCCGACUAUACCUACAUGCUAGUGGUGCCAUUGCCGCAAAGUUUCCCUAUCACACGUUACUUGUAGAGGCUUUUCACAAGAUUCCCAAAGCUAGCUGGCAUGGGAAAGAAAGGGUAUGGAUGUUCCCGAUCUCCUCUUUGGCAACAGCUGAAGAGGUUCUAAAUCAAGUAACUGGUGUAGUUGUCGAGGUCCAGAAGCUAGACCCUCUGGUCUACCGUGCCCUUACUGCCGCUACUGCUGUUCCAGACCUUAGGGCUCUGUAUGAUAAAAUGCCAAGCUAUAUUGAAUCUAAACUUCUGCCCUUUCAGCGAGAAGGAGUUAGGUUUGUGUUGCAGCAUGGUGGAAGGGUGCUUUUAGCUGAUGAGAUGGGACUGGGAAAGACAUUACAGGCAAUUGCUUUUACUGCUUGUGUUCAUGAGUCCUGGCCAGUUCUUGUUAUUACCCCCUCUUCCUUGCGUUUACAUUGGGCUUCUAUGAUUCAGCAAUGGCUCAACGUUCCCGCAGAAGAUAUCUUGAUACUUCUAUCUUCAACAGGAGCAGCAAGCAGAGGAGGAUUUACGAUAUUGCGCUCAAAUGUAAAGGCUGAUAUUAGCUUCAGUGGCAUAUUCAACAUAGUCUCUUAUGAUGCGAUGCUUAAGUUCCAAAAUAUAAUUAUGGCUUCUGAGUUUAAGAUUGUAAUCGCUGACGAGUCACAUUUUUUGAAGAAUGCUCAAGCUAAGAGAACAAGUGCUACUCUUCCUGUUAUUCAGAAAGCCCAGUAUGCAGUUCUACUGAGUGGAACUCCUGCAUUAUCCCGGCCUAUUGAGUUGUACAAACAGCUUGAGGCAUUGUCUCCUGAUGUGUACAAAAACGUUCACGACUAUGGUAAUAGAUAUUGCAAAGGUGGAGUAUUUGGAUUAUAUCAAGGUGCAAGCAAUCAUGAAGAAUUGCAUAGUUUGAUGAAAACUACUGUGAUGAUUCGUAGGCUGAAGAAAGACGUUCUUACAGAACUCCCUGUAAAGCGUAGGCAGCAGGUCUUCUUGGAGUUGAGUGAGAAAGACACGAAACAAAUCCGUGCUUUAUUUCGCGAGUUGGAGUUUGUAAAGAACAGUAUGAAAGCUAGUGAAUCCAGAGAAGAGCUCGAAUCACUAAAACUUUCUCAGAAACAUCUUAUCAACAAGAUUUAUACAGACUCAGCUGAAGCAAAGGUUCCUGCAGUUCUGGAUUACUUGGGUACUGUUAUUGAGGCAGAUUGCAAAUUCUUAGUGUUUGCGCAUCACCAACCGAUGAUUGAUGCUAUACAUGCAUUUCUCAGGAAGAAGAAAGUUGGGUGUAUCAGAAUUGAUGGUCAUACUGCGUCAUCAUCGAGGCAGGCUCUUGUGAAUGACUUUCAAGAGAAUGAUGGAAUCAAGGCAGCAGUUCUCUCUAUUAAAGCUGCAGGUGUUGGAUUGACUUUAACAGCAGCUAGUACGGUUAUCUUUGCUGAAUUAACCUGGACUCCAGGUGAUAUAAUACAAGCAGAAGAUCGUGCUCAUCGGAUUGGCCAGGUUUCAUCGGUUAAUGUAUAUUAUCUGCUUGCUUAUGAUACUGCAGAUGACAUAAUGUGGGACGUUCUUCAGAGCAAAUUGGAUAACGUGGGCCAGGUGCUUGAUGGUGAGCAAAAAGAGCUAGAAGUGACCCUCAAUCUGACAGGCAGCAGCCCUGCGAAGCAUAAAUCAACCCCUAAAAAUCAGAUGUUGAGCCCUGGAAAGCAGAAGACAUUGGACGCCUUUGUAAAACGUUGUUCUACUGCACCAGAUACUUCCCCAAAGUCCCAGAGACUGAAAUUUUGAAACAAGGAUGUCUCCUUUUUCUGGUUUCGUUCACCUCUUUUACUUGCAUAUACGUAGGUUGAAUAGUUUUUAAUGUUGUAUGUAUUUAUAUAUCUUUCUCAUCUCUGUAACCUAGUCGAAUAGAUCAGGAGUUGUAACCUAUUUUCAAUAGUCUUCGAUUUUGAUGUAAAGGUUUGAAGUCAUAGUCACACAAAAACGUGGAAAUGGAAAAAUAACUCAAAUGAUCAGUUGAGCUCCCGUGUAUAAAUGUCAUAUGCCCGUAGGAAACCUCUGUUCGUUCGCAGAUA